AUGGGUGUCCAUAUCUUCGGUAAGAACAUGAAGCACAGUGCGCUUGUCCACCUUGGACUCGCCAAAAGUAUCUUCGGUAUAGGUCCUCAAACCGCCCAAAAAAUCUGUGCCAAAGUUGGAAUCUAUCCUCAAAUGAGAAUGAAUGAAUUAUCAGAACCCCAAGUUAUGGAAAUCAAUAAAGAAGUCUCACAAAUGUUAGUGGAAGGACAUUUGAAGCAGAAGAUUAAUAAUGAUAUUAAGUUGAAGAAAAAUAUUGGGUCAUAUGUUGGUAAUAGACAUGCAUUGGGAUUGCCUGUUAGAGGUCAAAAGACGAGAAAUAAUGCAAAUACUGCUCGUAGAUUGAAUAAACUUAUUAGAUUCCAAGUUUAG
Hemisphaericaspora subhashii is the source of this 369-nucleotide messenger RNA. Its product is annotated as mitochondrial 37S ribosomal protein uS13m. NCBI's taxonomy places the organism in Eukaryota, Fungi, Ascomycota, Pichiomycetes, Serinales, Debaryomycetaceae. Bases 1 to 369 code for a protein of 122 amino acids. The transcript has a single exon. Gene Ontology annotation, molecular function: RNA binding; structural constituent of ribosome. The record is from RefSeq and is a predicted model, not a curated record. Gene Ontology annotation, cellular component: mitochondrion; ribosome; small ribosomal subunit. Gene Ontology annotation, biological process: translation.